AUGGCUUCCAAUCUUCUCAAAUUUCACACCCAAUCAUUCAAAACUACAAAUCACUCGACACAAUAUCUACAACAUAAAACUCUCUUCCCUCGUAUAUCAUUCCCUGAAAACCACCAUCAUCGCCAUGUCCGUUUCCGUUUCCAUGUUUCCUUCCCCUCACCUUUCCUUUAUCAAUCCAGAAGUCCCACUCUGCCUAUCCACUCCGCCUUGUCUUCCUCUAGCUCACCUCCUACCUCCAAAGAAGAAGCCAUUCUUCAAGCCAAAACCUGCCUCUCAACUACCCUAGAGAAGCCCCUAAACAACCCAAAACUGGCUGGCAAACUCAAGAAACUUAAGCAACCUAGAUUCCAGGUAGAAAUACCAGUCAUAGAUGACUCACCAACUUCUCUCUCCCAACUUGCCUUCGAUGUUUUUAAAGAUCUGCCCGUUAAAAGAAAAGGGGCGCCGGUCAAGAUUUUCAUCCUCUGGCCGAGCCCCUCAUUGAAGAACAAAGGCAUAGAGGCAUUUCGAUCUCAUAAUUCAUCAAACAAUGUUGAGCACUUUGACAUUUCUUCAGUCAGAAAUACAGACAACAGAACUUUGAGUUCUGCUGAUGUGGCAGUGUUUUUGGCGCCAGAGAAUUCACAGCUACUUGAUAUCAAAACCGUCACUGAUCUUUUGUACCCAAAGCCAGUAGUCAUAUUCAACCCCAAAUGGGGUUUUGAAGAGGAGAAUGACUUUGGUGAUUUGAAUGGCUUUGUGGGAUCUUUUGAAGUGAUUUAUUCGUUUAUGGGGUUGGAGGUUUGGGGUAUUUUGAGCAAGCGAAAAGGAUUGAUUUUCAAGUGUGUAAGAGAUGGGGUUGUGAGUGGUGAGGAAUGGACUGUUCUUGUUGAAGAAGAAGACGGAGAAUUGAAGGCUGUUUCAAGGUUCAAGGCACGGCCAUCCAUUAGUGAAGUAGAGAACGUUUUGUAUAAUUUGAUGGCUAUCAAUUCCCCAAUUACAAAAUCUGCAAAGUUUUUCAAGGAUUUAAUGUCAAAUGUAACCGGAAGAAAGUAG
Dovyalis caffra is the source of this 1035-nucleotide messenger RNA. Lineage: Eukaryota; Viridiplantae; Streptophyta; Magnoliopsida; Malpighiales; Salicaceae. The record is from the annotation of a GenBank genome assembly.